This is a messenger RNA of Alternaria alternata, 2720 nucleotides long. RefSeq names its product heme peroxidase. NCBI's taxonomy places the organism in Eukaryota, Fungi, Ascomycota, Dothideomycetes, Pleosporales, Pleosporaceae. The record is from RefSeq and is a predicted model, not a curated record. Gene Ontology annotation, biological process: response to oxidative stress. The transcript has 2 exons. Bases 417 to 2315 code for a protein of 632 amino acids. Gene Ontology annotation, molecular function: peroxidase activity; oxidoreductase activity, acting on single donors with incorporation of molecular oxygen, incorporation of two atoms of oxygen; heme binding.
UGUACCAUUGUUCGAAAUCGUCGCAAGCUGAGGGGACGAAAUGAGCAGACCGUGAGAACAUGCUAGCAAGCUGAAUGGUGGAGUAAGAUGUAUGUAUAGUGGUUUACAGCUCUUGCUCGUUUGGUUCGUGAGGGUGAUCAGCCAUUCGAGGGGCUGAUACACAUAUUACACUCUCCCUUGCAAGAGCUGAUGACCGAUAUGAAUACCUGAAUGCCAUUGGCACCUGUUGCCUUGGGGCUGAUAUGAAACCUCAGCCUUGCCGUUCCGAUCGUGACGCAGAAUACGCGGCUGUUGUAUGCAUAUACUGUUAUUCUAGCUGAGCUUUCCCGUAUAUCUUGUGUCUUUCUCUUUCUUUUAUCGCAUGUCUCCAGAAUUCACCAAGCUGUCAGGAACUCAUCUCUAAUUGUGUUCGAGCCAUGGGUGUCUCCAGCCAGAGCAAACCUGAACCUUACACAUACACGCCAGGCCUUCCACAACGCGCCCUCAUAGCAGUUUUCCAUGGAGUGAAUAAUAUCAUACCAUGGCAUAAGCUGCCUACCUGGAUCGGUGUCCUCAAUGUCGCCGCCUUCCGCUACGAGCUACGCCAAAAGAACCUGCACGAUGUAUACCCCUCUCCUAAUGAUCAAGGUACUCUUGGAUGUCCACAUCUGUCUGAUGAGCAGUAUUUGCAUACUCGCCACUCAGAUGGUUUGUUCAACGAUCUCUCGGCACCAAAAAUGGGAUGUACAGGUAUGCGAUUCGGCCGCAAUGUACCUCGCGAACACACCGCAAAGCCAAGCGAGGAGGAACUCAUGACACCAAACCCACGACUCAUCAGUGAGCAGCUACUGAAGAGGGACAACUUCAAACCUGCAACCAGUCUGAACCUGCUAGCUGCGGCGUGGAUCCAGUUCCAAGUCCACGACUGGUUUCAGCAUGAGAAUUCCGCCUCGGAAACGUACACUGUCCCGCUUCCUGAGGGUGACAAGUGGAGUUCGCCAGACGGCAGGAUGAAGAUUGAACAGACCCAGCCGGAUGCCGUGUUAGAUAAAACGGACAAAACAGCUCCAGCAUACAGAAAUGUCAACACACACUGGUGGGACGGCAGUCAGAUCUACGGCAGCACCGAACUCCGCACAACCGAACUACGCGGGCAGAGCAAAAACGGCAAACUCACUGUCGAUACCCAGAAGAUUGCUACCUUCCUCCCCCGCGACUCGAACGGAAUUCCUCAAACAGGCUUCAUGACAAACUGGUGGCUAGGUUUAGAGAUGCUACACACGCUCUUUGUCCUCGAGCACAACACCAUCUGCGACGCCCUUGUCACUGCCUAUCCCUCCUGGAGCAGUGAGCGCAUUUUCGACACAGCCCGCCUAGUUAACUGCGCACUGAUGGCCAAGAUACACACGGUGGAAUGGACACCAGCCAUCCUCGCGCAUCCCGUCCUUGAGAUAAGCAUGAACGCAAACUGGUGGGGUGUCCUAGGCGAGCGACUGUACAAGCUACUCGGCCGCGUAUCCGCCACUUCAGAAGCCAUUUCUGGAAUCCCAGGGUCGAGCGUAGAGCAUCAUGCUGCCCCGUAUGCGCUUACCGAGGAGUUUGUAAGCGUGUAUCGUAUGCACGCCCUCAUACCUGACACGAUCGCUUUCUUCAACUCCAGGACUGGGGAGCACAAGACCACACAUUCCAUUGGCGAUGUCGCCUUUGAGAAAGCCAGAGCGCCUUUGGAGAACGAUGGUCUGGAUUUCUCAGACGUGUUCUAUAGCUUCGGGGUCAACUACCCGGGUGCUAUUACGCUGAACAAUACACCAGACUUCCUACGCGAUUUGCACACUCCGGAUGGCCGACACAUUGAUCUUUCUACUAUUGAUGUCCUCAGGGAUAGGGAGAGAGGGGUUCCGCGUUACAACGCUUUUCGUCGGCUUUUCCACUUGGCACCUAUGACUUCCUUCCUCGAGCUCACAGGCGGCAACAAAGCUGUUGCGGAGAAGCUGGCGGUCAUAUACGAGGAUGAUAUUGAGAAGGUGGACUUACUGGUUGGUUGUCUUGCGGAGCCAUUACCGGCGGGCUUCGGAUUCAGCGAUACGGCAUUUCGGGUGUUUAUCCUCAUGGCGAGCAGGAGGUUGAAGAGCGAUCGAUUUAUUGCGGGCGAUUGGAAUGAAAAGACGUAUAGCAAGGUUGGUAUGCAGUGGGUACAGAAUGGGGGGAUGAAGGAUGUGUUGGGGAGACAUUUCCCAGAAUUAGAGAGCGUGUUGGCGAAGAGUGGAAAUCCUUUUGCGCCUUGGGCGAUGAAGGACGCGAGUAAGAAGUAUGAGGGGAAGGAGACUAACGCGUAGACUGGUGGUAAAAAAGCUGGGCUAAGAAUUGCGCUUCACCAGUAGUCUCCAGUCGUAUUAUCAAACCCUUUCUCGCCAGCAGUGCAUUUGAACAAACUGCCAGAUGUUUCUACGACCAAUUCAUGACGAGGGCAGGCCCGGGUUGUCACCGUUAGUUGUGUUUCUUCGGUAAAGCGUAUGAUGAACCGCCUACUCGGGAUCUUGCUGCUCUUUAAUACAUGUUGCUUGUGGGAUGCUGAAGGAGACUGAAAUUGCUUUUGUGAAUUGUGUGUGGGUAGCGAACCAAGAUGAUGGAACGGGCUGGACCAAGGGUUAAGUGAGGACUGAUCGGUAUAGCCAUACUUGAGCAUCGUCAGGAAUGUGCGCUCUUGGUAUUGUCCUCGUCUAGCGUCGAGUUACAGGGGC